Nelumbo nucifera (sacred lotus) is the source of this 2668-nucleotide messenger RNA. RefSeq lists its product as uncharacterized. The record is from RefSeq and is a predicted model, not a curated record. NCBI's taxonomy places the organism in Eukaryota, Viridiplantae, Streptophyta, Magnoliopsida, Proteales, Nelumbonaceae. Gene Ontology annotation, biological process: positive regulation of GTPase activity. Gene Ontology annotation, molecular function: GTPase activator activity.
AUAUCCGAUUCGGUCCGAUCCAUUUGGAGCCCUGCCCAACCCCCUAGAUUCGGGGUCUGGUGCAUGGUUUCCGGCGGAAAUAGACCGGCCGGUGGGUGGCGAUAAUACCGGGAAGUCCAUUGAACAAAUUAGAUUUUUGUCAUUUUGUGGGCAUCACGCUAAAAAUCGUCGAUGAAAAGUUGAAAACCAUAACAUAUUAACAUCAGUUCCGGUUAGACAAAAUAUUUCUUAAUUUAAUAAGAAAUUAAAAACUCCGGAUCUCUCUCUCUCUCUCUUCCUGCGUCCUUCCUAUGUACCGCGCCUCAUUUUCGUCGCUCAUUUAGGUUCUCUCAAUCUCAAUCUCAUUCCACGCAGCCACAGGCUACUGCUUAUUUACCAAAUGGAGUCAUCCUCCUCCUCCCUCGUCUCCAAAGCUAAAACGGCCUUCCAUUCUGCGGCAGCAAAAGCGGAGAAAGUACUGACUGACAUCAAAGCGGAUAUAAAGAACGAUCGAGAAGAAGCCGAAGGACAAUUCCAGAAGACUUCAAAGAAACUCCCUGAACACAACCCAGUAUCUGGAAAAAGCGAAGGAGAGAAGCACAAUGGAUUCAAGCAUUCAAAAUGGAAGCCUGCACCUCAAAGGAAAAAGCAAGAAUGGCAUGAUUGGCAAGAGCGGUUGAAGAAAAUAAGAAAAGGAAAAACAGGAGAAGGAGAUGAGCAGAAAUUUGAAACCUUGAGUUUGGCCUUUCCUGCCGUUGAUGAAUAUUUGGAUCAGAUGGGCGCCAAAGAUGUUUCUGAAUUAAAGGUUUUAGAAGGUAGUGGCAUUGUGGAGGAAAAUUCAAAUGCUUCUGGCAGACCUAACAUUCCUCCAUCAUCUAUCCUCAAGCAAUUGGCAACAGUUGUUGAGGUUGGGAAAAACUAUAAGUCAAUGAAAGAUCUUCUCGUAUCAUCCAGAGAUUCUUCACCUGUAAGAGAGAGGACAGGCUUAAGUUUCUCUGCAGUGAAGUCAUUAGUGCUUCGUGAAAAGGAGGAGAAAUCAAACUCUGAAUUUGGAAAGGAUGAUGAUAUCCCCUCGUUAGUCCAUUCAUUAUUUGAUGCAGAUAUUCGCAGAGGAACAUUCCCACAGAAGGAAGAAUGCAGCUCUGGUUCAGCAACAUUUACAAUGGCAUCUUUGCCAAGAGAUGUUCAUGCUGCUCCUCCUGAAAGUUUUGUUGUUAGGCUUUCUGAAGUCAUGGGGAGCUUCAAGACCCUGCGGAAGAUGGCAUUUUUUUGGUGCAAGGUGGUGGAUGAACUGAGAAGACGGUGGCCUGAAGGACAGCCUGUACCUGGUGUGCCACUUGAUGAAAGUCCAGACCUGAAUUCAUGUCUUCUGCAUCAGCAAUUGCAAGUUAUUAAUUGUUGUAUAUCCAGGAAGGAACGCCGUAUUAUUGCCACUGAGUCACUGGAUUGUGUUACAAGAAUGGCCAAACCAAAUUCUGAAGAAUCAGAUGUUUCUUGUGACGUGGUUUCUUCAAGUCCUAUUCUGUAUGCUAGGAUUAGCACUGGUGAACCUGUUCUCCGAUUAGGAGCGGAUCAUCCAUCUGAAAAGAAUUUAACCAUGCUAGAAACAGGAGAACCUGUAUACUCUCCUGUUACUCAGGAGGGUCCUGUUCUAACUGAAGAACUUAUUAGAGAAACAGAGGAGUUUGUGCUGCGAACUGGGAGUGUUGGUCCUGGGUGUUCUCAACUCCUCUCUGACAUGCAAUCCUUCAAGGCUGCAAAUCCUGGAUGCAUAUUAGAAGACUUUGUAAGGUGGCAUUCUCCUCCAGAUUGGAUGGAAACUGAACCAUGUAAUGAAACUAAAGACUCCUCUAGUGGUGGAGAUGCAUCAUCUAGGAGAGGUCAAUUGAGUAGUCGAAUGCAAAAAGAAGGUAAUUUAUGGCGCGAACUGUGGGAGAAUGCUAAACCAUUACCUGCUGCAAAACAAGCACCACUCUUUGAUGAGGAUUUGGCAGUGGAAGGCAUAUUGCAAGCUUUAGAGGAUAUCCAGCCUUCUGAGCUUCUUAAACAGCUCUUUAUUUCAUUGCUGGUUUCAGGAUUUGUUAUUUCUGAAGCUACACUUUCUACAAACAAUCAUUUUUCCAAGCUGUUCUACGAGUGCAAGGACUACAUGGUUGCCAUGUGCCAGGGUGAAAUUUGGAGUGAAAAUCUUGAUGAUUUAUGCCAGGUGUAUGAAACAGUGGAGACGAUCUUAAUUCAUCCUGAGGAUAGCCUAAUAAUCAUGAACCAGUCUGAAGAAACCACAGGUGAGCCAAAAAGUCGGUUCAUGAAACUCAGCCUCAACUUUGGUGGUAGGGAUAGGAGAAAACCUGUCUCAAAAGACCAGAAAAACAUGGAUGACACUUCCACACGUCAGGUAUUCUCUAAUCUGUUCGAUGGGAAGCCAUCUCUAUUUUCAAAGAAGCCUCCCAAACCCAGCACAUCUCAAGCUGAUGCAUCCCCUUGUGUAGAUGAAAAUGAUUGGACUGUUGUUUAAGUAUACUUUGUUGAGUGAUUUUAUUGCCGAUUGAAGAGCAUGUAAAUAACUUUUUGGUGAAGUGCCACACAUGUAUCUAAAUUGUUUUUACAAUGUUUUGAAAUUAUGAUUGUAAAGUUUUUGACUUUAUACCAUACGUAUUUGAAAGGGUGUAACUAAAGAAUCUAUGUAUAA